Messenger RNA from Caenorhabditis remanei, 1371 nucleotides. RefSeq lists its product as uncharacterized. NCBI's taxonomy places the organism in Eukaryota, Metazoa, Nematoda, Chromadorea, Rhabditida, Rhabditidae. Bases 1 to 1371 code for a protein of 456 amino acids. Gene Ontology annotation, cellular component: nucleus. Gene Ontology annotation, biological process: regulation of transcription regulatory region DNA binding; DNA repair; DNA damage checkpoint signaling. Gene Ontology annotation, molecular function: histone H3K79 methyltransferase activity. The record is from RefSeq and is a predicted model, not a curated record. The transcript is spliced from 10 exons.
AUGCAGAACCAUGUCGGAGGAGGACGCCGGCUUGAAAGAGGAAUCACCAUCCAGAGAAGUGGAGACGCCGGUGGAUCCAGGAAUAGUGGCAGUUGCAUCAGAUUCGAGUCGAGCAGCCUCCAUGGAUCGUCGAAGUUCAUCAAUGGAACCGGCCGGAAAUUUGGAGAAUCAAUUAGUUCUACUUUCAGUAUUCUAUCAAGGAAACCCCUUAAGCUUCCGGGUACCCAUGACCAUAUUCAUAAAGUCGUCUUUCGAAUACUAAAAAACGUUUGCGGACUAGUUAGUCAUUUGGCACUUCAUUUCCCGGAAGGAUGGGACAAAGAGAAACCGGAUAAUGAGACGAUUCUCACGUUGACAAAAUUAUUCAAUCGUAUCGCCAAACCGUUCGCCAGUAAUUGGAGUGGCUCCUACAACACGGAUGUCCUCGGAGAUUGGGGACAGAGACAAUGUUCUCAGAAAGUUGCAAUGGAGAUAACGACGUACGCAUACGAGUGUGCAGUUCCACGUCCAGCUGAUCUCAAUACGUAUUACAAGAGUUUCACUUCUGAGACGUACGGAGAAACGAAUCUGGAACAGAUGGCCAGUAUAAUCGACGAAUUGGGCAUCGGAAGCCACGACGUCUUUGUCGAUUUGGGCUCUGGAAUAGGGCAACUCGUGUGUUUUACGGCUGCAUAUGCGAAAUGCCGUAAAUCUGUUGGAAUCGAAUUGUCACAGAUUCCAGCGAACUAUGCGAAAAAUCUGGGUGGUCAUUUCAAGCAACUGAUGGCGCAUUUCGGAAAGAGUCACGGCCGAUUCGAACAUCAUCAAGGCGACUUUUUGAAUCCGAAAUUCAAAAAGUUGAUUAUCGAAGAGGCUACAGUAAUCUUCAUCAACAACUUUGCUUUCGCUCCGGAUUUAAUGUUUAGAAUUACGAAUGAAUUGCUUCAAGACUUGAAGCAUGGAACACGAAUUGUCACCACAAAACCAUUUGGAGCUCACAAAAAGGAUAUCACGUAUCGAUCGACUGGAGACAUCAACUCGAUAUCUGACACUCGUGAGCUCACAUCGCUGGAGUGUGGAGUCUCGUGGACUGCGAAACAAGUCAAAUUCUGGUUGACAACGAUGGACCACACAAAACUCAUUCGAUACUACGAAGCGGAGCGUCAAAAGAAGUUGGAGCCGAAGAGUCGCGAAGGAUCAGAUGAGGUUAAUGAGCGUGAAAAAAAGACAAAAAAGCGAAAGAACGGAAAGGAAUCAGAUGGAGAGUGUAGUAGUAGCAAUACUUCUCAAAACGGAAAGAAAAAAGAUAAAAAGAAGAAGGUGGCUGCUGCUGGAACUGCUGUGUUCACAGCGUCUACCGGCGCUUUAUUUCCUUCAAAAUAUUACAAAUAG